AUGGUUCCAGCAAUAGAAUUAGAACAAAGAUAUGAUGAGAUUGAGAAGAUGGAUCGUGACAAGAUCAAGUUAUUCUCAUUGCUCAAUUCAGUUGGUCAUUUGAAGUCAGAUUUGAUUAGAAUGUGUCAAGAGAUGGUAGAGACACUUAAAGAUCAACAAAAAGGGGUCGCUGUUGCAAAGGGAGGCGUAGCAGCUAUGGCAGGUGUUGGAGCUGGAAUGUCUGCUUCCCCUUUAUUUCCGCUUGGGUAUGGUCUGUUGAUUCUUAGUGGUGUUGGAGGUGCUGUAACGUCGGUGGUCGAUUUGGCUGUAGGUCAUACCAGAGUUUCAAAGGUGAACAAGGAAACAGAGAAAUUGAUCAAAGUUCAAGAAUCAAUCAACACAAUCUUGUUGGACAUGGUCAAUAUGUUUCUUUUACAAGUUUGUCACGAAGGUCCUAGUGAUAAGGAAAGAGCCGAGCUGUCAUACUAUCUUGUCAUGGUUUACCUUGCCAUGAAUCAAGGUGCAGCCACUCAAGUAUUCAAAAUGAUUCAAAAUGAAGUGUCAUUCAUCCCCAUCGACGAUCGAAAUAUUAAUGGAUUCAUUAACCAUAUUUACACUGCAAAUGACCAAACCUAUGUUGGUAUGAUUCAAAGUGCCAUCGGUGCCAUCUUGACAGGAUCAAAUAAUAAUGCAGAUGCCAUCAAAUCGUUUAGAAACGCAUCGGUCGAUCAAAUCAAGGAGAAUGCCUAUAUCAGGAUAUCGAUCAUUGUGGCCAUUGGUAGUAUCGUUGUUCCAACUGCCAGUACUGCCAUCAGAGUCGGUGUAGGAGCCGGUAUUAUGGCAGUCAAUGCCGCCAAAGCUAGUGGAAAGAUGGCUCUAUCGGUGGUUGGAAAAGUAUGUGUCAUUGCAUCACCAGUCAUUAGUUUGGUCGAUUUUAUAGUAUCAAUAUCAGGAGACAGUAGUUUUGUAAAAGCAAUCAAAAAAGUAGAUGAUUGGUGUAACCAAAUUUUAGAAUUCUAUUCUGCUCUACUAUUCAUUACUCCAUCCAAUAUCCACUGUAUUCCAAGAGUACUAAAAGUAAUCGAUAAUCAAAUCCAACUACUUGAUCAUCCAGUUUCAAUUGGAAUGUUUAGUAUGACCUCUAAGGGAUACCAAUUGUUAAAUCUUGGCACAACAACAUAUUAUUAUCACCCCCGUGAAAAAGUAUGCAUUACAACUGGUUUCGGAACUGUCACUUCUAUUCAACUAAAUACUGCAGAUGCAAUCCACGAAAAUCCAACCUCCAACCCCAAUCAUAUUAUUGUAUCAUGUAAUUCCUCAAAUAGAGAUAUAUUUAUUUCAUUAAAUGUUUAUCAAUGGAAAGGUCAAGCAGACAUUAAAGAAUUGAUCAAUAAUAAAAACAGAUCAUUGAUGAAUGCUCCAGAUACCACUUUAACAGUUGUACAACCAACAUUUAAAAGUUUGAUUAGAGUACCAUAUAUCAAAAGAAUAAUAUUCAAUCAAAUAACCGAGAUAUCAAUACAAGAGUUUAGAUCACAAAGAGGAACCCAAAACAAUGAUGAUGAUGAUCACGACGGGUUUGUUCGAGCAAAGAAAGGAAAGGAUAUUGUCAAGUUACCUCAUCUUGCAAUGAUCAGUAUUUAUGGUAUGCCAUGGAACUUUAUCAAACAUUAUCUACCAACAUGGUGUGCAACAAUUGACAACAAAGAGACUGUAUUAAAGAAAAGAAGAAUAUAUGUAAUCACUCGAUAUUGUUCACAUCCCAAUGCAACAUUGGAUACACUACAACAUCUAUUCGAAUGGUCACCAGAUUAUGAUCCUCAUCUUCUAUCAAAGAUACAUUUUAAAGAAUUAUCAAGAAAUGUUGCCAAGGUAGGAAAUAGAGAUGUAUUAGAACUACUUGUUAACAAGUAUCCACUUAUCAAUCUAAAAGGUGUUGUUGAAGUUGCUUCUAGAUAUGGACAUCUUUCAACAUUACAAUUAUUAAACACCGAUCAAUAUCGUAGAGCUAGUUGUGACGAGACUACAAUGGAUAUUGUUGCAAAGAAUGGUCGUUUAAAUAUUUUAAUGUAUUUGCAUUUUAAUAGAACUGAAGGUUGUUCAUACAUUGCGAUGGAUUUGGCAUCUGAAUUUGGUCAUUUAGAUAUUGUCAAGUUUCUCCAUUUUAAUAGAACAGAAGGAUGUUCGAUACAUGCUAUGGAUAAUGCAGCACGUAAUGGUCAUUAUGAAGUUGUAAAGUGGCUACAUGUCAAUAGAAGUGAAGGAUGUACGACUCGAGCAUUGGACUAUUCGGCAUCAUUGGAAAUCACUCAAUUCCUUCUUACCAAUCGCACUGAAGGGUGUACAAUAGAGGCAUUCGACAAUGCAACAUCAAGAGGACGGUUAGAUAUAAUUGAAUAUCUCCAUCAAAAUACAAGUAAAGAGUGUACAUCUACAAUGAGUUUGGCAAUUAUCAAUGGUCACAUUGAUAUUAUAAAGUUUUUGUAUCAAAUUAGAACCGAGGGAUUCUCAGACUCUUUAACUAUUGAUAGAGUUAAAAUGAAUGGUAAAUGUGAUACAAUUGGUAUUAUAAUAUUCCUUCUCUCUCAGAGCAGUAGAGUAGAGUUUUCAAAUUUGUUUUUACAAAGAGCAAUUCAAUCAGGUCGAUUGGAUAUUAUACAAUUUAUUCAUCAACAUUAUCCAACAUCUGAAAAAUGGUCUCAACUAAAAUCACUAGACUUGGCUUGCUAUUACAAUCAUUUUGAAAUGGUUAAAUGGAUACAUUUUAAUCGUGUAGAGGAUCGGUGUUCAACUGACUCAAUGGAUUCAGCUGCCAUGAAUAAUAAUAUGGAAAUGCUUCAAUUCCUUCAUCUUAAUAGAACAGAAGGAUGCACAACCGAUGCUAUGGAUCUAGCUUCAAUGAAAGGUCAUUUGAAAAUAAUAGAGUUUUUAAAUGACCAACGAAAAGGGUGCACAGUAAGAGCAAUUGAUGAAGCUGCUUCAAAUGGUUUCUUGGAUGUGGUAAAGUAUCUCCACAAGAAUCAGACUGGCGCUCAGCAAUGUACGUCUUCUGCUUUUAAAAUACCAAUUUUGUAUCCCCACUACGAUGUGAUUGAUUAUAUUCUUGACAACAAAUUAAUUUCAAUAUCAGAAAUUAAAAAUACUAUCAAAAGAUAUGCUGGUCAGGAGACAUAUUGGGAAACUGUUGAUUUGGUUAGUAGAUAUUAUAAUAAUAAUAAUAAUUAA
Cavenderia fasciculata is the source of this 3204-nucleotide messenger RNA. RefSeq lists its product as uncharacterized. The record is from RefSeq and is a predicted model, not a curated record. The coding region runs from base 1 to 3204 and encodes 1067 amino acids. Gene Ontology annotation, molecular function: protein binding. The transcript is spliced from 5 exons. Lineage: Eukaryota; Evosea; Eumycetozoa; Acytosteliales; Cavenderiaceae.